CGGGAUUCCAAACCGAUAGGUUAUGUCCGGCCAUGUGUAUAAACCACACAAUAAACGCCCAUCAAGCAAACAAUUUAAUGAAAAUACAAAGCUGUAGGGUCAAGUUUGUGUACCACCCUAUUGUGUUUCGCAAUACUACUACAAAUUGUGGCCCGUUGGUCUAUAGCUACGGUACUACCGCUGCCAACGACACCAAGGAAGGCGUCACAUACUCUGUCACAUGUGAGGAGGGUUUUGCGCCCGAAGUUGCAGAGACAAUGUGUAUGUCAAACGGAUCGUGGGUUCCACAACCAAAAUGUCUGAUAGAUUGUGGCUCGUUGGUCUACAGCUACGGUACUACCGCUGCCAACGACACCAAGAAAGGCGUCACAUACUCGGUCACAUGUGAGGAGGGUUUCGCGCCCGAAGUUGCAGAGACAAUGUGUAUGUCAAACGGAUCGUGGGUUCCACAACCAAAAUGUCUGAUAGCCGAUGGUUACUGUCUUGACACGUGCGUAAAUUACACCGUGGAUGACCGUCAACUCGACGCCCUCGUGCAGAAUUUGACGUUGGAUAGAGGCAACCUUUCGUCGAUGCGUAGGCAAAUGAGCUCGGCCGAAGACAACAGAUUUCUUUCCAAGUUCAUUGGCCUUUCCGGCGUUGCAAUAAUUUGUAGCUUCUGUGGGGUGUUUGUAUGCUUGGAUCUGACCCGCCUGUUGUGUUCCAAGUCAAGCACCCGGGUAAAACCGGAGGACAAAUCGGGUGUAUCAGGCGUAGCGAUCAUUUGCGGCUGCUGUGGAGCGUUCGUCUGCCUUGACAAGGACCGCCUUUGGUACAAGUCGAGCAAUCGAAUGACGCCAAAGGGUCGAAGUGGCGAUUCCGGCGUAGCGACCAUUUGCGGCUACUGUGGCGCGUUUGUCAAUUUCGAUCAGACCCGCGUUUUGGGUCCCAAGACGAGCACCCGGGUAACGCCGCAUGACCAGAGAGAUUAGUGUGUACCUCCAUACGCCAAUUGCAAGAAUCCGAUGCCUUUUGAUAUCUUGAGUGCGGAUCAUACAUUGGUUUAACUAUUGAUGAUGGACAUUAGACUGAGUGUGCAAGCGAAAUAUAGUGAACAACAAAAACAUGGUUAUGUAGGCAUGUAUUUGUUAACUAUAUAGACUAUUCUUUCAAUCAAUUUCUGUCAAAUCGUCUGGAGUCCAAGUCAUUUCUUUCGCGAAACUGUAUGCAUUUAUGUAAUAACUAAAAUCAAUUAUCAUCGGUAUAUUUAAAUUUAUAAGAACUUCGAACAUUAUUUAAAAUUGACU
Molecule: messenger RNA, 1286 nt
Organism: Dreissena polymorpha
Lineage: Eukaryota; Metazoa; Mollusca; Bivalvia; Myida; Dreissenidae
Exons: 3
Coding region: 33-971 (312 amino acids)
Source: RefSeq, a predicted model, not a curated record